GGUUUUUGGCUUCACUAACUAGGGCGGAUUCUUGGCUAUGGCGCAGCGCAUCAAGCUCGGCUCGCAAGGUCUCGAGGUCUCCAAGCAAGGCCUCGGAUGCAUGGGAAUGUCGGCAUUCUACGGCCCUCCCAAGCCGGAGGGGGAGAUGAUCGAGCUCAUUCGCACGGCGAUUGAGUCGGGGAUCACAUUCCUCGACACGGCGGACAUGUACGGGCCUUACACCAACGAAAUCCUCGUCGGCAAGGCGAUCAAGGGUAUCAGAGACAAGGUGGAACUGGCCACCAAGUUUGCAUUCUUCGUGGACGAGAAGGGGAAUCGAGGGAUCCGUGGUGAUCCAGCCCAUGUCCGUGCUGCUUGCGAGGGCAGUUUGAAGAGGCUGGAUGUGGAUUGUAUCGAUCUCUACUACCAGCACCGUGUGGAUCCGAAAGUUCCCAUCGAAAUCACGGUAGGGGAGAUGAAGAAAUUGGUGGAGGAAGGGAAGGUCAAGUAUCUGGGCUUAUCCGAGGCUUCUUCUUCUGAUAUUCGCCGAGCUCAUGCGGUCCACCCCAUCACUGCUGUUCAGCUCGAGUGGUCCCUUUGGAGUCGAGAUGUCGAGGAGGACGUUAUUCCAACUUGCAGGGAACUUGGAAUCGGAAUAGUUGCUUAUAGUCCUCUCGGACGUGGAUUCUUCUCUGGAAAAGCCAUCGUAGAAGAGAUUGGCGAUGGGGAUUUCCGCAAGUUUGUCCCAAGGUUCCAAGGUGAGAACCUGGAGCACAACAAAACCAUCUACGAGAAGCUGUGCAAGAUAGCGGCCAAGAAGAACUGUACCGCAGGGCAGCUUGCUCUGGCUUGGGUCCAGCACCAAGGCGACGACGUUGUCCCCAUUCCAGGCACCACCAAGCUCAAAAACUUCAAGGAAAACAUUGGAUCGCUAGACGUGACCCUCUCCAAGGCCGAGAUUGACGAGAUUGAAAGCGUGGUGGCCGGAGUCAAGGGAGAACGAUACGGUGAUAUGUCCAGCACUUGGCGAUUCGCGACAACACCACCUCUUUCUUCCUGGAAGCAGUAAGUUCACACAAGUUUGUGAAAAACAAUGGAACAACAAUAUAAAGUUUCUAAGACCCUCCCUUGAGCUGGGGAAGUUUACUCGCCAA
Messenger RNA from Selaginella moellendorffii, 1133 nucleotides. RefSeq names its product probable aldo-keto reductase 4. Gene Ontology annotation, cellular component: cytoplasm. The record is from RefSeq and is a predicted model, not a curated record. The transcript is spliced from 5 exons. The coding region runs from base 38 to 1048 and encodes 336 amino acids. Lineage: Eukaryota; Viridiplantae; Streptophyta; Lycopodiopsida; Selaginellales; Selaginellaceae.